AUUUCAUACAUAUAUAUAUUUUUGUUAAUAUAUUUAGAACAAAGAGAUAAAAAAAAAAAUAAACAAAAAGUUUAGAUGUUCGUCUGCUUCGAAUAAAAGGGGCCGAUUGAAUAAAUGUUUUAAUCAAACCUGUUGAUUUUGUUUCCAUCAUAAUUAGUGAAUCGCCUUAAAGUAUUAUUGUUAAUGUUCUCUUUUUUUGUUGCUUGUAAUAUUAAUGAAGUAAUUACUGUUCUGAUAAAUUAAAUGGAAUCGGCAAUAAAAUGCGACUACAGCAAUCCUAGCAAAAGAUAUGAGAGUAAACCGUCUCCGAGUAAAAAAAAGUCAUCACUAUCGGAUGACUCAAUAUUAACUGAAAAAUAUGCUUUGGAAUGGAAGACAUUAUCUCGCCUAUCGGAAGAUCCGCAUUUGGUACAAUUACGACAAUCGGCUGUAAAUGGUGGUUUGAAAACGUCAAAAUUUCGAAGCAUUUGUUGGUCAUUAUUGUUGGGUGUGCUAAACGGACGAUCACAAUCAUGGGCUACACAAAGGAGAUGCGAUCGAAGCAGAUACGUCGAAUUAAUCAAACAGUUUUAUAUAAAUCCGAGAAUGGCGGCCGAAGAUGACCCGCUUUCUCAAUCUGAUAAAAGUGUAUGGAAUCAACAUUUUUGCGAUAAGGAGCUGUGCACGGUUAUCAGACAAGACGUUGUCCGUACAUUCCCGCAUAUUGAGUUUUUUCGAAAGCCAAGAAUACAGGAGAUUAUGAUAAAUAUUCUGUUUUGUUAUGCACGUGUUAACCCUGAAAUGUGCUAUCGACAGGGAAUGCACGAAAUAUUGGCACCCAUCAUUUUUGUCAUGCACUGUGAUCAUCAAGCACUAAUACAUGUUAAAGACAUUUCAAUACACGGUGUUGACAGUGAACUGAAAGAUGUGCUUGAUCCAAAAUUCUUGGAAGAAGAUUCAUAUUUUAUAUUCACAAAAGUUAUGACGGAAAUCGAACCAUUCUAUCGAAUACAUGAUCUUCAUCCAACUGCAACUGGUUACUUUCCAUCGAAUCCACAGUGCACGACUCACGGCGAUGUGAACAAUGUGUCUGAUUUGGAAGUGGUUAGCAAGUUGAAUAUGAUUCGUGAUAAGAUCCUUGCCAAAGCAGAUAGUCAACUACAUAAUCAUUUAUUGCAAUUGGAUAUUCCACUGCCAUUGUUCGGCAUACGAUGGUUGCGUUUACUUUUCGGCCGUGAAUUUCAACUGCUUGAUCUCCUUGUACUUUGGGAUGCAAUUUUCGCUGAAGGCGCUCAUUUUGAGUUGACCAAUUUCAUCGUUGUUGCCAUGUUAAUUAGUAUACGCGAAGAAAUGUUGCACAGUGACUACACAACAGGACUAUCGUACUUAAUGAAAUAUCCGAGCAAUAUUGAUGUUCUGCUCAUCAUUCGACAUUCACUUCAUAUGUACGCGCCCGAUAAAUAUGAACGACCACCAAACAAAUUCACUGUGUCAGCGAGACAGCAGUUUCCCAACACCAAUUCGACUCACCUAAAUGGCAAGACAUCGUCUCUACCACGAAAUAUACAUUCGAAAAAGACAACGCAAAAUCAAGUGAAACGUGUUAACGAUGAUUUAAUGCAUCGAAAUCAACGGCCAAAUGAUUCGAAUAAACUGAGUCAGUCACCAUCAAAGAGCGAACUACUAAAGGAACAUGCUCAUAACAUACAAAAUUCAACGACAAAGGCAACCAUGCGCGUGCUGAAUCCACCUCAAUUGAGAAAUAUGAACGACCCCGGAAUCGUUGAUGGUUAUGUGGAAAAUAGUUCAGAAGUAUUAAAAAUUCAGUUACAAAGUGCUCACACAGUUAUGAAAAUAUCACGAUUAAAAUUGAUUCAGUAUUUGGCUGUAUUUCGAAAACACAUACCAGGCGAUUCGACACAUGAGCUACAUCAAACGAUGGAUGGCAUCGAAGAGUUGUGUGAAUUGUUGAACGUUAAAGAAAAGCUACCAUAUACAUUGCCUACGCCCGUCGAACCAGCAUUUGAGGCAAAUGAAGCGGCUGUCACACCGAAUCGUAAACACAUCGAUAAAAAAACCGACUCAAACGAGCAAAUGUAUGCAAAUUUGGAGUCACAAUCAUCGGAAACCGAAACAGAACCACCAAAAUUAGUAAGAGUGCCUAUUGGUUCAUUGCCACCACUUCAGAUUUCACCGUCAAGACAAAUAAGUCCAAAAUUUAAUCAAGAAUAUAACGUUAACAUGUUAUAUACGAAUUUUGAAUAUAUCGGUAAGGCAGACACAAAUUCAAAUGCGUCUGCAAAAGUACGGUACGAAAUUCCAGAAAAUCGAUUAAGUCGUACAGCAACACUGAUACUGGGCAAUCGAAAAGAAUUGGAAAUGCAUGAAUUUUCAUCCAAACUGGCUGAUAAUCAGGUUGUUGGCGAGGGUAGCAGGAGACAGAUACCGGAAAUCGAUCCAUCAGGUGAUCGCCCGAGCGAAUAAAGCAUCGUUUUCAUACACACAUUUUUGGAAUAAUUAUUAUACAUUUUUAUUUAUCACAAAUAAAACGUUUUAUUCCCAAAGAA
Molecule: messenger RNA, 2546 nt
Organism: Contarinia nasturtii (swede midge)
Lineage: Eukaryota; Metazoa; Arthropoda; Insecta; Diptera; Cecidomyiidae
Gene: TBC1D5
Product: TBC1 domain family member 5 homolog A
Exons: 11
Coding region: 244-2463 (739 amino acids)
Biological process (GO): activation of GTPase activity
Molecular function (GO): GTPase activator activity
Source: RefSeq, a predicted model, not a curated record